UACUAUUUUUUUCUCUGGUUAAUUCACCGGUCAAGCUAAAUUGAUCCAGCCUAUACCUGGAGCUAAUCUCGCCUACCAAAGUUCGAAUCAAAAGCGCGAAUCUUGCAUUGCAUCUUUCUCUUAGCAACGCAAAUAAAAAAGCCAAUUAGCCAAGACGGCUUUUUUUCCCCAUCAUUUUCAUUUUCUCUGUGUUUCUGCUCUUGCUGAGCUAAAACCCUAUUCUUUUGGUUCCUUUUCUUUUGGAUCCCUCCAGAAUUUGAACAAAUUCGGGUGAAAUUUAUGUUUCCUUGACUCUUCCAUUUUAAAUGGAAAGAGAUGGGAAUUAUGACAUCGCAGGAGAUAAAUGUCAACCUGAUUCUCUGUUAGGUGGCGAGCCAGCUACCUCGAGCUGCAACCUAUUCUUGGAUCAUGUUGGUGAAGUCACCCUCACUUUUAAUUCAGACGGGUUAUCUUGGGAAGCGGUUGAACCGUUGGUUAAUGACACUUCGACCUGUUUGGGGAUAAAAUACCUUUCUAAUGCUGCUACGGAGAUUAAACUUUCCGAUAUAUAUGCUGCUGAGUUUAUUGAUUAUGGUCUGCUGCAUUCAUCACGUAUCUCUCGUUCCAUGAAACAUCUUCUUAUUGGGCAUGACGUCAAGAUGUAUCGUUUUUCGGUGUACGGUGUCCAAAGGAAUGAGAUUCAGCCUUCUCGGCUGGUCCCUGUUAAAUAUACUUUUGGCCAUAAUAAUCUGCAAACAUGUCAGAUGUGGGUAAAUCGGCUUAAUUCUUCCUUGAACCUCAAAGUUGAAAGACCACAAAAUCUCAUGGUUUUUGUUCAUCCAAGGAGUGGGAAAGGACUUGGCUGCAGAACCUGGGAAGCUGUGGCUCCUAUAUUCUCCCAUGCUAAAGUGAAAACAAAGGUAGUUGUAACGGAGAGACCCGGACAGGCCUUUGAUGUGAUGUCCUCUAUAACAGACAGGGAGCUCAACUCUUAUGACGGUGUUGUUGCUGUUGGUGGUGAUGGAUUUUUCAAUGAAAUCCUUAAUGGGUUUCUUUCUCCCAGGCUAAAAGCUCCCAUGCCACCCGCCCCAUCAGAUUUGGUUCAUUUGGUCAAAGAUAGUUAUGGUUCCUUGGUUCACGAUGGAAAUGAAGCAGCUGAGGAGAGUACUGAUCAAAGUGAAGAACAAUCUCCUCUUAUCUCAUGUCCAGAACAAAAUGGAUCCAGAAUCUCAAAUUCCGACUCUCAGUCUCACCGCCACAAAAGAAAAAGAGAAAGGGAACAAGAUCAGAAGGAAACUUAUGGGGAUCAUUUUUUUGAAGAUUCGGCAGCUCGAGAUCCUGACUUUCAAAUCCUUAAGGAACGGUUUAGAUUUGGAAUCAUCCCUGCUGGUUCAACUGACGCCAUUGUCAUGUGUACAACUGGAAGUCGAGAUCCUAUAACAUCGGCACUGCAUAUUGUUCUUGGCAAAAGGGUGCACCUUGACAUAGCUCAAGUUGUAAGGUGGAAAGAAACACCUAAAUCCGCAGUUGAACCUUGUGUGCGCUAUGCAGCUUCGUUUGCUGGGUAUGGAUUCUACGGUGAUGUUAUCACAGAGAGCGAGAAAUAUCGCUGGAUGGGCCCCAAACGCUAUGAUUAUGCUGGUACAAUGGUGUUUUUAAGGCACAGGUCAUAUGAGGCUGAGGUAGGCUAUCUGGAAGUUGAUUCAGAUAGAUCCAAUCUGACUUUCAAGGGCAACAAUCAAGGAAGUAGGGUACAAGAAAAGAGUAGUCCAUGUAAACCAGAAAGACGUAUCUGCCGUGUCAAUUGCGAAGUUUGUAUGCCAAGUCAUGUGACCCCCGGAAUUUCUGGCCCAAACCCUUAUUUGAGGACAGAGAAUGCCAAAUGGAAGAGAUGCAGAGGACGUUUUCUCAGUGUUGGAGCUGCUGUAAUCUCUUGCAGAAAUGAAAAAGCACCCGAUGGUUUGGUGGCUGAUGCACAUCUUUCAGAUGGUUUCCUUCAUCUUAUAUUAAUUAAAGACUGCCCUCAUGCCUAUUAUCUAUGGCACCUCACUCAACUUGCACGAAGAGGUGGAAAUCCCUUUAAUUUUAAGUUUGUAGAGCAUCAUAAGACCCCGGCAUUUACUUUUACAUCCUCGGGCAAUGAGAGCAUAUGGAAUGUGGACGGCGAGCUCUUCCCGGCACACCAACUCUCAGCACAAGUGUUCUGUGGCCUUGUUUCGUUGUUUGCAUCUGGUCCUGAGGUUUAGUGUCUGGCAUGGCUUUUUGCUUCAACUUGUUUUGGCUAAGCCAGCCAUGAGCAGGAAGAACCCAUAAUAAAUUUAUUGUAUCUCUUUGCAACAUGUAUUACAGAAAAACUUGCUCUGUAUAUUUAAAAUCAUGUUUAGGACCAUAACUGUAAGCAUGGAAGGAAGAUUUUUUAGCAUACGAGUACACGGUAUUUUUCUUGUUAACUCCUCAGGAUUCUCUCUGUAUUUAUAAUUGGAAUCCUGAUACUGAAUAAAUCCAAGUAUUCAGGGCAGACCU
This is a messenger RNA of Neltuma alba, 2502 nucleotides long. RefSeq names its product ceramide kinase. Gene Ontology annotation, molecular function: ceramide kinase activity. The record is from RefSeq and is a predicted model, not a curated record. NCBI's taxonomy places the organism in Eukaryota, Viridiplantae, Streptophyta, Magnoliopsida, Fabales, Fabaceae. The coding region runs from base 306 to 2225 and encodes 639 amino acids. The transcript has 12 exons. Gene Ontology annotation, biological process: ceramide metabolic process; phosphorylation.